GUCUUCUGGUAACAUUUCCUUCAAUAAUCCAUCCGCACCCGGUAUUCAUAAUUUUCGUAUUGGAUCUUCUGAACCCACAGAACAUCAACCGGAUCCUCUUCGAAUUGCCUUUUUGGAAUGUCAAAUCGCUGGCUUAACAUCUCAGUAUUCCUCUGUUAUUAGGGAAAAUAUUGAUCUCCGUUCUGAAAAUAUUGAUCUCCGUUCUCAGCUUUCUUUCAGUAUUCAGAAAAAUAAGGAUCUCCAAACUCAAGUCGCCGAAUUACAGUAUCAAGUUGACGUUCAACAGAUCGCUAUUUCUAUUCCAGAUAAAGAAUUUAUUAAAGAAUUUUCAUCUAAUAAUGACCAAAUUUCUGCAGAUGAUAA
Racocetra fulgida is the source of this 363-nucleotide messenger RNA. Lineage: Eukaryota; Fungi; Glomeromycota; Glomeromycetes; Diversisporales; Gigasporaceae. The record is from the annotation of a GenBank genome assembly.